AGGGGGCUGUAUAUUUAGGAAAGAGGGGGUAGGAGUUGAUGAGGGGGGUCGGAAAGAGGGGGGUCGUUGCUUCCCUCUCAGCUCCGGGAUCAGCGCGCGAUCCUGUUCGUCCGUUCGUCUGCCCGUCCGCCUGCCUGCUUUCCUGCCCCGCACACAGUCUUUGUUUGCUCCUGAGAGUUUUUCCCCUCAGCCUCUGAAAGAGACACUGAUCCUCUUCUUCCAGUCCGCAGUGCACUAUGAAGGGCACGAGCAAGUCUGAAGAUGUCAGGAGACUCGUUCGGAGCAGCGGGGACAGAUGCCCAGCAGAACCUGCAGUCCUUCUGGCCCAGGGUCAUGGAGGAGAUCAGGAACCUAACUGUGAAGGAUUUUCGCGUGCAGGAGCUUCCACUCGCCCGCAUAAAGAAAAUCAUGAAGCUGGACGAAGACGUAAAGAUGAUUAGUGCCGAGGCUCCGGUGCUGUUCGCCAAAGCUGCUCAGAUCUUCAUCACGGAGCUCACCCUGAGAGCCUGGAUCCACACUGAGGACAACAAACGGCGCACGCUACAGAGAAAUGACAUCGCCAUGGCCAUCACCAAAUUCGAUCAGUUUGACUUCCUCAUCGACAUUGUCCCGAGAGAUGACCUCAAGCCACCUAAACGACAGGAGGAGGUGCGUCAGUCGGUUGCCUCGACAGAGCCUGUGCAGUACUACUUCACACUGGCGCAGCAGCCCGGCGCUGUACAGGUGCAGGGGCAGCAGCAAGGCCAGCAGGUAGCCGCACCCGCCACCGCCCUCCAACCAGGACAAAUCAUCAUAGCCCAGCCACAGCAGGGCCAGGUGUUGCAGGGGACCAGCAUGCAGCAGCUACAGCAGGUGCAGGUAGCUCAGUCACAGGCUACCCCCAUCACGAGCGCUCCGGUGACCAUGCAGGUGGGCGAAGGUCAGCAGGUGCAGAUAGUUCAGGCGGCCGCGCAGGGUCAGGCUCAAGCCCAGGCAGCGCAACCAGCGGGACAGACCAUGCAGGUCAUGCAGCAGAUCAUCACCAACACAGGAGAGAUUCAGCAGAUCCCUGUCCAGCUGAAUACCGGAGGCCUGCAGUACAUCCGUCUGGCUCAGCCAGUUUCAGGAGCACAAGUCGUCCAAGGACAAAUACAGACGCUCACAGCCAACGCUCAGCAGGUGUCACAGACUGAAGUGCAACAAGGGCAACAGCAAUUCAACCAGUUCACUGAUGGUCAGCAGUUGUAUCAGAUCCAGCAGGUGACGAUGCCAGCAGGUCAGGAGCUAACUCAGCCCAUGUUCAUCCAGUCGACGAGCCAGACAGCUGAUGGCCAGGUCAGCACCCAGGUCAGCGCUGACUGAUGUGUGGCGCACCCGCCCUGACCCACAGGCACGGACUGCACCGAAACCACACUGCUCCAGACCAGCUCAACCAGAGGGAUCCCUACCACAUCACAAUCAGUACACCCACCCCGCGGCGCUAUAUAUAUUUCUUUCCGUUGCGCCAUAUGCAACACCGACAUGGCCGACUGCACUUAGCCUUAGAGCUUUGAUGCAACUUUAGCUUCAUCCAGACUGCAGUUGUGAAGAAAGACACCAAAUAAUCAUACUGUGGGGGGAAAAAAAAGUUAGCUUUUUUCCCUGCUUAGUUUAGUUCACUCUGCUCCCACCACAAUGUUUGGGAACACACACGUUCAUCCAGUCAAAACACUGAACAACAAAUUUCCCGUCUCCAGCCAAAUAAAAACACCUUAUUCUAAAUGCUUGAGCCAGUCACCGAUGAUGCUGUGUAUUUCCAGAUUUGUGUGUAGGUUGGAACACCGUGUUCAAAACUGAACCGAGUCACAUGACUCCAUGAUCACGUAUAUCUAAUCCUUGCGUCAUGGAGCUCAUUAGAUCCUCUGCCACAAACGAAUCUGAUCUCUACUCCAAAUCGUCCAGUCUUCCCUGCAGCGUAUUUUAGAGCAUGUCGUAUAGGCGACGGUGGUCUGUUCGAUGUGUUGAAGGCUCUCAUCUGCCUCGUCUAAGGCCUACGCCUCAGAGCUUUGUGUGGUUUUGAAAAAAAAACAAAAAAAAAAAACACACUUCUGUACUUGCUCGAGUUUUUGUUAAGCCCUGAUUUGUUUAUCAUGUCGUCGUCGUGCACAAUUCCAAACUUAAUGCUAUAAAGCCAUAAUCUACACCUUGUACAACAUGUUGAUCUCCGUAGUUUGUAUGAUAACUCAUUUUUAAUUGUAUCAGUUCGAUUUUAUUAGUUACUUGUAUAGAUCCUGCAAUUUGAUAAUGUGAUAUUGUUGAAAAGGGCUUCUUACUGUUGGGUUUUCUACAUGCAAAAUGUGUGUGUGUGUGAGUGUAUGCAGGGUUGGGUGGGUUGGGAAAAGGGGUGU
Molecule: messenger RNA, 2366 nt
Organism: Clarias gariepinus (North African catfish)
Lineage: Eukaryota; Metazoa; Chordata; Actinopteri; Siluriformes; Clariidae
Gene: nfyc
Product: nuclear transcription factor Y, gamma
Exons: 11
Coding region: 262-1341 (359 amino acids)
Biological process (GO): regulation of DNA-templated transcription
Cellular component (GO): nucleus; CCAAT-binding factor complex
Molecular function (GO): DNA-binding transcription activator activity, RNA polymerase II-specific; protein heterodimerization activity; DNA binding
Source: RefSeq, a predicted model, not a curated record